UUAUUGACUAUGGUCCCGUGCGAUUAAACUGCACUUUGAUCAAACUUCGUGUAGCGGUUGUUAUCUGAGUUGCAGAAAAACUGCGUAACUGGGCCAAAGGUUGGAAUAAAUAUUAAAGUCCAUUAAUUAAUACUGCCGUGACAUUACAUGGCGAGGAAGAGGGUCGUCAAAGCGGAUGGUACAUCCUCCGCAGCCGGCAAAGUUCCGAGCUCUGCUAGAGUCCAGAAGGAGAGGACGCCGUCCCAAUGGUGGCUGAAAGGAGGCUUAUUGGCUCUCUUUGUUAUCUUCAUAUUGCAGAGAAUACUCCCAGAAUUAAUCCAGCACCUUGUUUACACUCACAGACUCAGGGUGCCCUUCUUUGUUGACCUGAGUGGACCCGCUGAUCUCUCCCAUAAUCACACCAUCAACAUGUACUUAACAUCAGAGGAAGGAAUCUCCCUUGGCGUCUGGCACACUCUCCCGAAAAGUCAGUGGAAAGAGGCACAGGGGAAGGACUUGGCAUGGUACCAGAACACUUUAAGGGAUGGAAGUCCAGUUUUUAUAUAUCUUCAUGGGAACACAGGCACAAGGGCAGCCACUCAUCGCAUAGGAGUUGCAAAAGUACUGAGUGCACUUGAUUACCAUGUGCUGGUGCCUGACUACAGAGGGUUUGGAGAUUCCACGGGGGAGCCGACUGAAGCCGGUCUGACCACGGAUGCCCUCUAUGUGUACAACUGGGUCAAAGCACGCUGUGGAAACAGCCUGGUUGUCAUCUGGGGACACUCUCUUGGCACUGGAGUGGCCACUAACGCUGCAGUAAAACUGCUUGAAAAAGGUGAGGUUUUCGAUGGUGUGAUGCUGGAGGGUGCGUUCAACAGUGCUCGACAGGAGAUACCAUUUCAUGUAUUUAGCUGGUACUACUGGACGUUUCCGGGCUUUGGCUACUUUUUCCCGGAGCCAUGGGCAAAAAACAAGGUUGUCUUCCCUACUGAAGAAAAUUUGAAAAAAAUGAAAAGUCCAAUCCUUUUUCUUCAUGCACUGGACGAUCACUUAGUUCCCUUUCAGGUUGCUCAGCAGAUGUAUGAGGUAGCAGUGAGUGCCCAGAAUGCAGAGCGAGUCAAGCUCGUGCCAUUUGACGGCUCUCAGGGGUAUCUGCACAACGGCUUAUAUAGAGAUCCCCAGCUGCCAGACAUCAUAAAGAAGUUUGUGCUGUCGUUGUAAUGUUGAAAAGACGGCUGGAAGCAGAAAACCCUUCCCAGACUUCGGACGCAGAGCGCUGGUUUUUAGUUUUUACUACAUUCAAUUGUUUGCUUUGUCUUCCCAGCUGCAUAUAUGUUGCAUAAUUAUGUGAUUUUCUUUGUGUUUAACAUUCAUUCAUUUAAGAAUGAAUGCAAAAAUUGUUCAGGCAAAAAUGAUAGAUCAGUUGUAAUUUGUAAGAUAAGAUUUGCUUGUUAAGUGCUGAUUCCCCCUCUAUGUGUGGGUGAUUUUUUUUUUUGAAUUUUCAGAACCAUAAAUAGCCAUUUUCAUUGUAAAUGCGAUUUUAAUGUGCCCUCUACUGGGCAUUGUUGUGUGGUGAUAAUGCUCAUCUAUGAAACUGGAUAAUGAGUUUGGUAAUCCAAGGCUUGAGAUGUUGAGGUGUCAGCGACAUUUCAGACUCAUACAAGGACAGCAGCUGGGAAACGUCUGUGGUUUUAGAGAUCUGAAGUUCUUUCAGUUUCACCACAGAAUAUAUAGUGCAUUCUGAUGAGUAAUUGUAUAUAAUUUGAUAUAUUAGUAGUAUAAAGAAUAUCAGAUUAAAUGUCAUUGCCGUUUGCUUACAAUAAAUGUGAUGACUGUCUGUGUCAACCAGCAGUGCUUUGGUCUGUCUGCCUUUCACUUUUGUUCCAAGAAAACACACAUUAAAUUGGUCUCAUAUA
Molecule: messenger RNA, 1895 nt
Organism: Etheostoma spectabile (orangethroat darter)
Lineage: Eukaryota; Metazoa; Chordata; Actinopteri; Perciformes; Percidae
Product: lysophosphatidylserine lipase ABHD12
Exons: 13
Coding region: 148-1200 (350 amino acids)
Biological process (GO): monoacylglycerol catabolic process; phosphatidylserine catabolic process
Cellular component (GO): endoplasmic reticulum membrane
Molecular function (GO): monoacylglycerol lipase activity; phosphatidylcholine lysophospholipase A1 activity
Source: RefSeq, a predicted model, not a curated record